This is a messenger RNA of Apis laboriosa (Himalayan honeybee), 520 nucleotides long. RefSeq lists its product as uncharacterized. The record is from RefSeq and is a predicted model, not a curated record. NCBI's taxonomy places the organism in Eukaryota, Metazoa, Arthropoda, Insecta, Hymenoptera, Apidae. The coding region runs from base 170 to 484 and encodes 104 amino acids. The transcript is spliced from 2 exons.
AAGUAACGAAUAUUAAUGUUUCUUAUUUUUUCUGAAAAUUCAGUUCACGUUAUUAAUUUUUAUUCAUUAUUCAUUUUAUAUUCGUUCAUACUGUUAAAGAUAACCAAGCAUAACCUUUUAAUUAGGAUUAAAGAAAUAGGUUAGGAUUAAAAAGAUUAUUGGAAUAGAUAUGAGAAGAACUAAAAAUCUAUCAGGAGUAAUUAUUUUAGAGCAACGGUGGUCCACAAAAGUGAGACAAGGUUCUGUUACCAGAUGGAAAUUCAGGUCUGAUAGAGUAAAAAUGGCACACGGUGGAAAGUUCACGCGUCUAAAGCGAGAGUACGCACGUGAGAGAACUCCUGACACGUUAAAAAUAAUGCGUUACGUGCUGCUAAUUCGAAUGUUCCAAGAAGUAAGAUCUAUCUUACGUAUGAAUUUCAACAACGUAGAACAACGAGCUGCUUUUUACCAGACUGCUACCAUGCUACGUUUUUUGGCAGUGUGAUCGCAUUGGAUCGAUCUUGAAAAAAAAAACUUGAAA